AUGUCCUUCUUCUGGGAGUGUAAUGAUGAAGACUUGCUGCUGCUGGGCCUGCUUGGCCGAAGAGGAGUUCUGCGCCAGCUUCCGGAGGACGUCUUCCAGCGCGUGGCCUCGUUCCUGGCACCUCUGCCGAAUCAUCCCGCCCAUGCAGGCUGGCUUUGUUGGCGCCGAGUUUCUGCUUGGUACACGCGAAAUGGAUGUAUGGAUGUCGUGCACCUGGUGAUCUCGGACAGAUGUUUGCUGAAAAUCUGGCUUUCGGAUCCUGAAGCCUUUGAGACCGCAAAGCAAAUGAACACGAUGCUACCUCUUCAGACAACAUCAGCGCAGUCGCAGCUCGAGUCGCCAAUAGUUGCGCAUGUCAGCUUUCGCUUGCAACCCGGCUGUGACUUGGAGUCUGUCCUGCACGGGGACAUCUCUAUUUUGGCGCGAAGCUCAUCGGCCUCGGUCAGAAUCAGUGGUUCUGCAAGGAUCUACCCGUGGGAGAUUCGCCCUCGAGACCUGGAGCAAGAACGCUGUGCUAAGCUCUGUGCUACCUGA
Molecule: messenger RNA, 534 nt
Organism: Symbiodinium natans
Lineage: Eukaryota; Dinophyceae; Suessiales; Symbiodiniaceae
Source: the annotation of a GenBank genome assembly